This is a messenger RNA of Chenopodium quinoa (quinoa), 3690 nucleotides long. Its product is annotated as sulfoquinovosidase-like. Gene Ontology annotation, molecular function: hydrolase activity, hydrolyzing O-glycosyl compounds; carbohydrate binding. Lineage: Eukaryota; Viridiplantae; Streptophyta; Magnoliopsida; Caryophyllales; Amaranthaceae. The record is from RefSeq and is a predicted model, not a curated record. Gene Ontology annotation, biological process: carbohydrate metabolic process.
AAACUCCAAUUUAUCUCCUUGAUAUUGAUAAAUAAAUGAAAUUUUCUUAAAAAAAAAUAAACAAAUGACAAAAUUGUAAAUAGAUUAACAUAGUAUUUUUGUAAAUAAGUCGGCCAACAACUAUGAAACCCAUAUUUAAUGAAAAAUAUUAAUUUAUUUAUAAUUUUCCCACCUAAUAAACUUACAAAUGUGUAUGUAUUUGUUUAUCGAGUAGAUAAACUUGUAUUUCCUCUCAAUCCAAAUAAACUUUCUUACACCAAUCGGCCAAAGUUAAGCAAAAAUUUCUAUAAAACAGACGUAUUAUGUACGUAUUUUUCACUCCAUAUAAAAAAUAAUUGGUAAGAAUAAUAGAAGAACCUUUUAUAUGAUUUGACGUGAUUAUGGAUGUUCGACAAGGAGCCAUGGAGGGCAAAUGUAUUAAAUAUCAUUGGUGGUCUAGAUGUACCUCAUGAGUCAUGAAUCAUACCCUUAACUUUUAGAAUCUAUAAAUGGUUAAAUACCUACAAGAUUCAAAUUGAACAAAAACUAAGGAAUCAAACCAAAUCAAUUUUGCCCAACAAAUUUUCUCUCUCUUAAUAAUUUUUCCCCCCUAAAAAUGACAACUUCAAAACAAUAAAAAAACAUCAUAAACAUUUCAAUAAUCCUUUUCUUUCACCCCCAAAAUCUCUCCCUCUCAUUCAAGGUACCCUAUCUUUCAAUCCUCUUUCACUUCCUUCUCACCAUUUUUACUCCAUUGGAGCCCAUUUCCAAGCUUUUUGGACCUCCAAAAAUGGCGGGAAUAUCUCAAUUUCUCAUCUUUCUAAAUCCAAAACAUCAAUUUGGUCUACAAUUCCUGGAAAAUCCUUUGUUUCUGCUGCAAUGGCUGAAACAGAGGUUGAAGAAAGCAGGGGAUCAUUCGCGAUAAGCGAUAGCAAAAUCAAUUUAGUUUGUAAACACCAGUAUAUUGAAGAGGUUAAAGAGAUCAAUUUUGAUUCAGAUGGAGAUUUAGAGGUUAAUGAUCAAGAUUUUUCAUCUGGGUUUAUCGGAUUUGAUCUUAAACAAGAUUUAAAAGGGGUGAAAUCCCCUGUUUUACUAAUAACAGGGAGGGUUUAUAACAAGAACAAGAAAAUUAAAAUUAGAAAAAUUUCUUGUUAUGCUAAAUAUUGGGCUAUCUUUUAUCAGAAAAAUGACCAUCAAAUUGGGUUCCAAGUGAACAUUGAUAAACCAAAUUAUGAGGUUACUAAUCUGAGAUCAAAGGGUGUUAACAAGAAAUCGGGUCGAAUUCGGAGGCGAAAAUUCGGGUUAAGUUGGUUACCAUUAAGGCCAGCAGUGAUAUCAGUUGAAGAUGAUGAAAGACAGAAGAAGUGGUUAGCAAAAUCAAUUGAGUUUAACAGGAUUUGUAUGACUUAUUCAAGUGAAGAAAAUGAGAGAUUUUUUGGGUUUGGAGAACAAUUUUCACAUAUGGAUUUUAAGGGUAAAAGGAUUCCUAUUUUUGUUCAAGAACAAGGGAUUGGAAGAGGAGAUCAACCCAUUUCUCUAGCAAUCAAUUUGGUUAGUUAUAGGGCAGCUGGUGAUUGGAGUACAACCUAUGCUCCCUCUCCUUUCUAUAUGACAUCAAAGAUGAGGUCUCUUUACUUAGAAGGAUACGAUUACACCAUUUUCGUAACUAUGCAAGAUAGAGUUCAGAUUCAGGUACAUGGAAACUCGGUUGCAGGAGCAAUAUUGCAUGGAAACUCGCCUACUGAAAUAAUUGAAACUUUCACAGAAUCUAUAGGAAGGCCUCCUGAACUUCCUCAUUGGAUUAUAUCAGGGGCUGUUGUUGGAAUGCAAGGAGGCACCGAGACUGUACGCAAUUCUUGGGACAUUCUUAGGACUUAUGAUGUUCCCAUUUCUUCAUUCUGGCUGCAGGAUUGGGUUGGACAAAGAGAAACACUAGUAGGAUCACAACUAUGGUGGAAUUGGGAAGUAGAUACAACGCGGUAUAAAGGAUGGCAGCAACUUGUUAAAGAUCUAAACAAUCAGCACAUCAAAGUCAUGAGUUAUUGCAAUCCUUGUUUAGCACCAACUGAUGAGAAGCCAAACAGGAGAAGAAACAUGUUCGAAGAAGCAAAGAAGUUGGACAUACUAGUGAAAGACAAGGAUGGAGAGCCAUACAUGGUUCCUAACACGGCCUUUGAUGUGGGGAUGCUGGAUUUAACACACCCAGAAACCGCACCAUGGUUCAAAAACAUCCUACAAGAAAUGGUAGAUGACGGAGUCAGGGGUUGGAUGGCUGAUUUUGGUGAAGGCCUCCCUGUUGAUGCAACCCUCUAUUCAGGUGAAGAUCCUAUAGCUGCUCACAACAGAUACCCAGAGUUAUGGGCUCAGAUAAACAGGGAGUUUGUCGACGAGUGCAAAUCGAGUUGUUCAGGCAAGCAUAAGGAAGACCCUGAAGAGGCACUAGUGUUCUUCAUGAGGGCUGGUUUCAGGGAUAGUCCGAAAUGGGCAAUGCUGUUCUGGGAGGGAGAUCAAAUGGUCAGUUGGCAAGCAAAUGAUGGGAUUAAAAGUGCUGUUGUCGGUCUGCUUAGCAGCGGAAUUUCUGGUUAUGCUCUUAAUCACAGUGACAUUGGAGGGUAUUGUGCAGUAAACUUACCUCUAAUCAAGUAUCAUAGAAGCGAGGAACUGCUUUUCAGAUGGAUGGAAUUCAGUGCUUUCACCACAGUAUUCCGGACGCAUGAAGGAAACAAACCAUCCUGCAACUCUCAAUUCUACUCCAAUCACAAAACAUUAUCACAUUUCGCCCGCCUUGCAAAGGUGUACAAGGCCUGGAAGUUCUAUAGAAUCCAACUUGUUAAGGAAGCUUCAGAGAAGGGACUCCCGGUGUGCCGGCACUUAUUUCUUCACUACCCUGAAGACGAAUACGUGCAGACACUAACAUACCAGCAGUUCCUAGUUGGAUCAGAGAUUCUGGUGGCACCUAUACUAGACAAAGGCAAAAGAGAAGCAAAGGUGUAUUUUCCCUUAGAAAAUAAAGAAAGUUGUUCUUGGAUUCAUAUUUGGACAGGAAAGGUGUACAACUGCUUAGGUACUGAAGCUAAGAUAGAUGCUCCUUUAGGUUAUCCAGCAGUAUUUGUUAAGUCUGGAUCUUUUAUUGCUGAAACUUUCCUUCAAAAUUUGAGGGAUUUAGAUAUUCUAUGAUACUAUACUUAUAUGUAAUUUUUUUUUAUAAACUGUAACAAGUGUAUAAAAAAAUUAUGGAGCAACAAACAGAAAUCAGCAUAUUCAAGUAUACGAGUAUACAACUACUUGACCAAUGUUUAAUGUGAAUCCAUGUCUGACACAGGUUCGUGUCUAAGCAUAUGAUGACCCGGCUAUUUUUUUGAAAAAAAUUUAUAAUUUUGAACUAAAAUUGACCAAGUGUGAACCCAUGUCCGAAUGCUGAGGGUUCAACUAGGGUAAUUGAGACGAGAUGAAUAGUCCGUGUAAAAGAGAUUGUGAAGGAGCAAACUUACACGGGCUCACACGCGCCCAUACAACACACACACUUAACAGAAUUUAAGGUUUUUGACAGUUUUGAGCUACAAAGGCUACCAUAUAAAUAUGAUCAUCCAAUAGAAGUAAAAUGAAAAAGUUGAUGACAGAAAAGCUAUAAUAUGGAGCAAUAAAACAAGUAAAUAUAUAAAUAAAUGAAGUAGAAGACUAAUAAGUAUUAUAAAUUGAUAUUGAAUUUAG